AGGUCCCACGCAAGAGCCGCCGGAUAUGCUGCCCCCCGACUUCCGCUCCUGGAGUUUACUGGAGUACCGACCUCUGCCAGAGGGGUAGCGUCGAGUCGACGGACCGAGCAGUCCAGGCCUCGCCAGACGGCCACUGCCUCGCCUGCCCUCUGUCCCAUCCUCCUGCCUGCCGUCUCUGAGCAAAGUCAUCAUGCCCCGGGGUCAGAAGAGUAAGCAGCGUGCCCGUGAGAAACGUCGCCAGGCACGAGGACAACAGGAGAGUGUGGAACAUGCUCAGGCCACUGUAGUAGAGGAAGAAGAGUCGCCCUCUUUCUCAGCUUCCAAUACCGAAGAUAUUAUCGAAGAGCCACUUGCUGCUGGAGCACCCAGCAAUGAGCAAGAGCCUGAAACGGCCACUGGUGCUGCUGCAGUUGUUUCAUACGCAAGAUCUAAAGAAGGCACCAACAACCCAGGUAGAGAAAGGCCAAGUGCCUCACAGGCCCGGGCUGCCAUGAAGCACUUGCAAAGUGGCCCUCUAGCUGAGAGGGUUGCCAUGCUGGUGCAUUACCUGCUCUACAAGUAUCAAGUGAGAGAGUCUGUUACCAAGGCAGACAUGCUGAAAAAUGUAGUCCAGAUGUACAAGCAUCACUUCCCUGAGAUCCUGAAGAAAGCCUCGGAACGCCUGGAGCUGGUCUUUGGCCUUGAUAUUAAAGAAGUGGAUCCCAACAGAAGCAUUUAUGUCCUGGUCAACAAAUUGGAGCCAAACUGCAACGCGAGAGUGACUGAUAACAGAGGUGUGCCGAAGACAGGCCUGCUGAUGAUUAUCUUGGGUGUGAUCUUCACAAAGGGCAACUGUGCCACCGAAGAGCAAGUCUGGGAAGUGCUGAAUAUGAUGGGCGUAUAUGAAGAUAGCAUUCACUUCAUUUUUGGGGAUCCCAAGAAGCUCGUCACCGAAGAUUUGGUGCAGGACAGGUACCUGGAGUACCGCCAGGUGCCCGACAGUGAUCCUCCACGCUAUGAGUUGCUGUGGGGUCCAAGAUCUUAUGCUGAAACCAGCAAGAUGAGAGUCCUUGAGUUUUUGGCCAAGAUCCAUGAUACCGUGCCCAGUGCCUUCCCAGACUGGUAUGAAGAGGCACUGCAAGAUGAGGAAGAGAGAGCCCAAGCCAGAGUUGCGGCCAGGGCUCGCAUUAGUGCCUUGGCCAGAGCACGUUCCAAGGCCUUGACCAGCAGCCUUCCUUGCCCCAAGUAAAGGCUAAAGAAGAUACUUUACUAUUUUUGAAGAGGACAGUUCAUGAAUUAAUGUUCUCACUAGUAAAGUAUCGGGAGAUGCUGUGUUCCUAUGUUCCUGUUUUGUGUGUUAACUUGGAAAUUUGUUUAAAUGUUGCAUCUUUUAAUUGAAAGUUUAUGUAACUUCUGAAUUCAAAUUUAUGAGUGAUAUGUCAUAUGCUUAUUGAUGUUUAAAAUGUUUUGAAAGUAUGAAUUUUCCUAUUUAUGUAAUGAAUUAGGAAAACUCCGAUUUUAUUUAGUGAUGCCAAGCAAGAUAAAAUACUAAUGGAAAUGUGAAAGGAUUAAGCAGUAAAAUGGUUGGGAUUAGAGAAAAAAGUAAAAGAUGAUAACUUUUGCAUUCCAUUUCACUUUCAGUCUGUUUUGUAAAAGUAAGAAUUAUAUACUUGGAUAUGAUUAACUUCUUCAAGAAUGUUG
Molecule: messenger RNA, 1680 nt
Organism: Oryctolagus cuniculus (rabbit)
Lineage: Eukaryota; Metazoa; Chordata; Mammalia; Lagomorpha; Leporidae
Product: melanoma-associated antigen B10
Biological process (GO): negative regulation of transcription by RNA polymerase II
Cellular component (GO): nucleus
Source: RefSeq, a predicted model, not a curated record